This is a messenger RNA of Salvia miltiorrhiza (redroot sage), 1534 nucleotides long. RefSeq lists its product as uncharacterized. Gene Ontology annotation, cellular component: cytoplasm. The coding region runs from base 32 to 1534 and encodes 500 amino acids. NCBI's taxonomy places the organism in Eukaryota, Viridiplantae, Streptophyta, Magnoliopsida, Lamiales, Lamiaceae. Gene Ontology annotation, molecular function: mRNA binding. The record is from RefSeq and is a predicted model, not a curated record. The transcript is spliced from 3 exons. Gene Ontology annotation, biological process: mRNA destabilization.
UUCUUCUUCUAAAUCUAUCAAUUUUUGAUCGAUGAUGAAACGGCUUCUUGUGAAACGUAAGCAUGUAAAGUCCGGUAUGUAUUAUUUAACCCAUCUUUCUCCGCGAGAUUUAUCCGAAAUCUCUGAAGAAAGUUUCGACCUUCCUUUUUUGGAUCCAAACCAACACACUUAUUCCAACACCUGCGGCGGUUUGUUGUGUUUCUUCUAUCGAACUGGCCAUAGUUAUCUCUGCAACCCAACAACCAAACAGUUUCAGAUCUUUCCUCCCAAGGAAGCCUCUCCAUCCCCAAAUUAUGAGAUCUAUUAUCAUGGUGGUUGUGUCGGCUAUGAUUCUAAAUCUGAUGAUUACAAACUACUAAGAAUUUUGGAUCGUGAUUACUGGCUGUCAAGGUCUAGUCACAUGACCCGAAUUUUUGAACUGUAUUCUUUAAGAAGUGAUUCUUGGAAGGAGAUUCCGAGUCCUGCUUUUAUGUGCAAUUCUUAUAUUAAGAGAAUUAUAUAUGUUAGAGGUAAGUGUUAUUGGUUUUCUAUAUCCGACUCCAGAGUUAUAUCGUUCGACUAUAGUGAGGAAAGCUUCUCUUACUUGCCUUUACCACGAAAGGCUCAUAUCGAUGGUUUUAGCCUCGUCAAGUUUGAAGAUGAAGAUUUGUUAGGUAUUGUUUUCUCUAGGCGACGAGGAGCUAGUUAUAACGUCCAUAUAGGUAUGCCUUUGCCUUUGGGGAGUGAACCUGGUUACUAUUUUGAGGCUUGGGUUUGGAGAGAAGGGUUGCAUUGCUGGGAUGCAGUGUUUAAUGUCUCUCUUGGUGGUGCUGUGGAUGGAGCAGAGACGAUAUACGGGCCGUUCUUGUUUCUUCGUGGAAUGGCUGGCGAUGGCGACACACGGGAUGGUGUCCUAGAUCAUCUGGGAGUUUAUGAUUGGACUAAGAAAGAGUGCAAGGAACUUGGUAUUUAUAGUUAUAACAAUGCAAUCGAAGUUUUCUGUUACGUUGAGAGCAGCGUUGCGCUGCCCCGUGGAAAGCCAAUCAAUGGAUCCCCUGUUCUUCCUACUUAUGAGAGUGAGUGGCAAGGCAUGUACGGUUCUCCUCAUGACUCUCGUGAGUAUGACUGCUUGCAUGAAGCCUACGAUGCAGAUCUCGAUGAUUUUGCUGCUAAUGGAUUCCGCGUCCUUGAUGAUAUAGAGUUGGAGGAGGAGGAGCAGGAGAGGAGAUACCAUGCCGUUCUUGAUUUAAAGACGGAGCCGGAGGAGGAGGAGGACGAGGACGAGGUUACGGAUAUUACAUAUUAUUCUUUCGAUCAUGCAUCAGAAUGUGGAUGUUGUUCUGAGUUAAACAACUAUUACCGUGCUGCAAAGUAUUUCGUAAUCAAGUCAGAUAGUGAGGAUGAUGUGCGUAAGAGUAUUAGGUGUAACGCGUGGUCAUGCACUCCCUAUGCAAACAAGAAGCUUAAUGCUGCAUAUGAGGAUGCCCAGAGAGUUGCUGAUGGCUGCCCCAUCUUCCUCUUCUUUUUUGUGAGUAACCAUUUUCACACAUUAUAA